Messenger RNA from Helianthus annuus (common sunflower), 1031 nucleotides. RefSeq names its product polyadenylate-binding protein-interacting protein 5. Lineage: Eukaryota; Viridiplantae; Streptophyta; Magnoliopsida; Asterales; Asteraceae. Gene Ontology annotation, molecular function: ubiquitin binding. The coding region runs from base 247 to 786 and encodes 179 amino acids. The transcript has 3 exons. The record is from RefSeq and is a predicted model, not a curated record.
AGAAUGGGCCAGACAAAUACAAAUCCACGUCAAAACCGCACUCUGACCUCCCCUUCCCUUUUUCAUUCAUCAAUUCUCCCCAAUUUCCAUUUCUAGAGAGAGAAACAUACCUUCUUUAGAGAAAGAAAGUCGUUAUUAUUCGAUCUUCUUCUUCGCAACCAAAAAUUUAGGCCUUCUCGCUGUUCGAUCGAUUGCAAGCUUCUCGUUACUUCAUCAUCCUUCAUCAUUCAUUUGUGAGCUAAGAGAAUGAAGGCAAGGUCAUCAUCGUUGAAUCCAUACGCUACUUCAUACAUCCCACUCUCUAGAAGAGGAGCAACCGACGAAAGCAAAACCUAUGAUCACGGGAAUGCUACACUAAACCAGUCACCAAGAUAUUCCGAGAAUCACGAUACCGUGCCCGAGAGUCCCCAUAGCUUGAAACUCAAGAACCAUUCCGGUUUCGGUUCUUACGGUUCCUCAUCACAUACCGCAGAGUUAGCCGGAAAACAGGCUCUGGAUAUCGAUCAUGACAUGAAUUUGGCGUAUCUUCAGAUGGUUUUUCCCGGUGUUUCUGAUGAGUCUCUUUCUAGUGUCUAUACUGCAUGCAACGGUGAUAUUGAAGCUGCAGUUGAAAUGCUGAGUCAACUUGAGCUGCAUAGCGGUGAUUUCACAGAGAAUCUUCCGGAUUCUCUAGAUAUCGGUGAUGUAUCAGAAGCGGGAUCAUCUAGUGAAGGCGGAUCUCAAAAACUGAAGAAGGUGGUUGUUGCUGAAGGCAGUUGGUGGAACCACACACCGUCUCCGAAGUAAAAACCUACAAAUGUUAUACUUUCUAUGGCGUUAACCGUUUCUGUGUAUAUUUCUGGUGAAUUUUGGGAAAACUCUCGGUUAUACAAGUAGAGAAAUAUAGAGUUGCUUUGAUUGUUUGUAUAGAUUGUGAGAUUGUUGCUUGUGUUGGAAAUUGUUUUUGGCAAUGUGGUGGGUCGGUAAGGAAAGUUCUUAGUAAUGCAAGUAAACUGUGCCGUUUUCGUUAAAAUUGAAGUCGGUUUCUCAUA